Molecule: messenger RNA, 2706 nt
Organism: Cuscuta epithymum
Lineage: Eukaryota; Viridiplantae; Streptophyta; Magnoliopsida; Solanales; Convolvulaceae
Source: the annotation of a GenBank genome assembly
AAAGAAAUUAAGCCCUUUUAUAGUGUGUAUAAAGUGUGUACAAAUGUGUGUACAAGAAGCAUUUUUGUAUAAAAUAUGUGAAAGAACUCAGGAGGCUUAUUGUUCCAUUAAACCGACCAGAUUCAUUUACAGGUGAUGCGCAGUACACAAAUAUAUCACCACCACAUGUAAUCUGUUCAAUCAGAAGAAGAUGGCCGAGGCCAGAGAAAGCGCGGAAGAAAUCUAUGCUCCGCUAAUUGUUAAGUACGGCAACUCUUUCGGUUCUUCAGUUGAUGAGGAAAACUCUGCGGUGGAGCAAGUGGCUCUGACGGUUCCCAUCACCGACGACCAGACACUGGCCGCGGUGACAUUCCGGAUGUGGGUCCUUGGGGCGUUGGCCUGCUGCCUUCUCUCCUUCCUCAACCAGUUCUUCUGGUACCGCCGGGAGCCGCUGACCAUCAGCUCCAUCUCCGCCCAGAUCGCGGUGGUUCCGCUGGGGCACCUGAUGGCGAAGGCGGUCAGCCGGCGCGUGUUCUUCAAGGGGCGAAAGUGGGAAUUCACGCUCAACCCGGGACCCUUCAACGUGAAGGAGCACGUGCUGAUCACGAUCUUCGCCAACUGCGGCGCCGCCAAUCCCUACUCCGUCCAUGUCGUCACCGCCGUCAAGAUUUUCUACAAACGCGCGUUGAGCUUUUGGGUGUCGUUGACCGUGGUCGUGACCACCCAGAUCUUGGGCUUCGGAUGGGCCGGAAUCUUCCGGCGAUUCUUGGUGGACCCCGCGUCCAUGUGGUGGCCCCAGAAUCUCGUCCAAGUAUCCCUGUUCAGGGCAUUUCAUGACGAAGAAGAGAAAAGCAAAGAGAGAUUAACCAGAAACCAGUUUUUUCUUGCGGCCUUCAUCUGCAGCUUUUGUUACUAUGUUUUCCCGGGGUACAUUUUCCCAAUGCUGUCUUCACUUUCAUGGGUGUGUUGGGUGUUCCCCAGUUCCGUAUUGGCCCAGCAGCUUGGUUCUGGGCUAAAAGGCCUAGGCAUUGGCGCUGUGGGCCUCGACUGGUCGAGCAUCUCGUCUUACAUUGGGAGCCCACUAGUCAGCCCAUGGUUUGCCACGGUUAACAUUGCGGUCGGAUAUGUCCUCCUCCUGUAUGUCAUCACUCCCGUGCUCUACUGGAACAAUGUUUACAGCGCCAAGAGUUUCCCCAUAUUUUCGGAUGGACUGUUCAAAUCCAACGGCGGAGAGUACAACACUUCUGCAAUCGUGGAUAAGGAUUUCCAUAUUGACUUGGAGGCGUAUGCUCGUGAGGGUCAUCUUUAUCUCAGCACUGUCUUUGCCAUCACUUAUGCCUUCUCUUUCGCUUGUCUCACCGCCACUCUUGUUCAUGUCAUCCUCUUCCAUGGAAGGCGUUGCUGACUAAACCUUUGAGGUGUAGAGACAUAUGGAAGCUCAGCAAGUCUGCCUUCCAUGAGAAGAAGAUUGAUGUUCACACAAAGCUGAUGAGAAGAUACAAACAAGUUCCGGAGUGGUGGUUCACUUGCAUUCUACUUUUGAACAUCUCUGCCACUGUGUUUGUAUGUGAGUUUUACAAAAGCCAGUUGCAAUUGCCAUGGUGGGGUGUGUUGCUAGCUUGUGGUAUUGCCUUCACAUUCACACUUCCCGUCGGCAUAAUCACGGCCACCACUAACCAAACACCUGGUUUAAAUGUGAUCACAGAGUACAUAAUUGGGUACUUGUAUCCGGGAUAUCCAGUUGCUAACAUGUGCUUUAAAGUCUACGGCUAUAUCAGUAUGAAGCAGGGGCUAACCUUUCUACAAGACUUUAAACUUGGCCAUUACAUGAAGAUCCCCCCAAGAGCAAUGUUCAUGGCUCAGGUGGUUGGGACCUUAGUAUCCGCAUUUGUGCAUCUCGGGACAGCUUGGUGGCUAAUGGAAACUGUCCCAUUCAUAUGCAACCGGGCACUACUUCCUGCGGGCAGCCCUUGGACUUGUCCGAGUGACCAUGUAUUUUAUGAUGCCUCAGUCAUCUGGGGUUUGAUUGGACCCCGUCGAGUGUUUGGAGACCUGGGGUACUACUCCGCAAUUAAUUGGUCUUUCUUGAUAGGUGCCAUUGCUCCUGUCUUGGUGUGGUUGGCAAGCAAGGCCUUCCCUGACCAGCAUUGGAUUAGGCUGAUCAUAGUGCCUGUGCUACUUAGUGGAACCAUGAAUAUGCCCCCGGCAACUGCUGUGAACUACAACAGUUGGAUAAUCAUUGCUUUUGUUUCUGGUUUCGUGGCAUAUAGAUACUAUCGGAACUGGUGGAGCCGCCACAAUUAUGUGUUAUCAGGCGCGUUGGAUGCAGGGUUGGCCUUCAUGGGAGUGUUGCUAUACCUGUGCUUGGAAAUGGAACAUAUUCACCUGAACUGGUGGGGAAGCAAUGUAGAUGGGUGCCCUUUGGCCUCUUGCCCAACUGCUGAAGGCGUUUCGGUUGAUGGCUGCCCCCUGUUUUGAGCUGAAGUAGCUUUUGUGCAGCCGUUGAUCAUUUGUGAAUUGAGGUACAUGAUUGUAUUGCAUUUUUAUUACAAAUGAACAAAAAUACUUUAUAUUCUUUUGGAACUCAUGUAUUUGUGUAGGAAUGUUCUUGUCAAUCCUAUCGCUUUGCCUAAUUAUACUUGGGGACUACCCUGUAUCCUAACCAAUACCAUACAAUCAAAUUCACAUGGCAUCAGAUCAUUGUAGAAACACACGAUCAGAAUCUCC